Messenger RNA from Trichosporon asahii var. asahii CBS 2479, 1353 nucleotides. RefSeq lists its product as uncharacterized. The record is from RefSeq and is a predicted model, not a curated record. The coding region runs from base 1 to 1353 and encodes 450 amino acids. The transcript has 2 exons. Lineage: Eukaryota; Fungi; Basidiomycota; Tremellomycetes; Trichosporonales; Trichosporonaceae.
AUGGCGCACGUCGAGAUCAAGAUCAAGGGCGAUCAUCAACGUCACCACGACCUGCAGGGCGUCCGUAAUUACGCUGAAUCAGGCUCGAGCAGCCCUGAAGAGCGUGGCCAGACUGACUCGGACGGCACUGCCAGCCCCGACGGAGCGCAGUGCGGACUCCCCGGCAACCAGAACAGCGCCAGCAACUCAAUCUCUGCCUUGAGCUCCAUUAGCCCUGACGAGGCUGCAGCAGUGCCGACUAUCGCUCCUAGCGCUGUCAACGAAGUCUCAGUCCUCUUGCCCUCAAACUCGACUCUACGCCUGCGCCCCCGCAGGCGUGCGAGGUCCAACGCCAUUGUGGGACCCGGUCCGAUUCCCCAGAUUCCUACCUCCACCAGCACCUGCUCGACUGGUACCGCCCCCUCGCCUGCCUUGUCCACCCCCUCUCCCGGCUCGGCUAGUUUCGCGGACUCUACGGACCAAACUUCGUCCGAGACCGGUGGCGCAAGCCCCGCGUGGGCUGAUCAGUUGCCCCGCAAUGGACGCCCCCUCGUCGGCAUCCGCGCCAAGUACAAGCCUGGUGGCCUCAACGGCUACCCUGCACCUGAUGUACUCGCCAACAACAUCAUCGCUCUCGCCAGUGUCUCGACUGCCGGUCCGCAGACCCUUGAGGAGAUUGACGCUAUCAGCGCGGAGGCCACCGCCAAUGCUGCCGCUACUACCUACGCCACCAACGUUGCCACCCAGCCCAAUGGCACUUACACCUCCACUCGCCCUCGCGCCCGUUCCGUCCGCUUCGAUGAUGAAACCGCCCGCAGCAUUAUUGCCAACUUCCGUGGGACCGCUGAGGACUCGCCCCCUUCUCCUCCCAAGCCCUCCCCCCGUCGCCGCCUCUCGCUCCCCUCCUUCCAGGAGCCCGAUGGUCUGCACUGCCCCGGCCGUGAUGAGCUUAGGUCCAACCGCCGUGCGUCUGACCCCGGUCUUCCUGGUCUGCGCGACAUCAUGAUGCGCCGCCUCUUCCGCUCAGCCAAUGACAAUGCCUCUAGCCCUACUGAUGUCGACCGCAACGAGGCUUCUGAGGCUCAGACUGUGGAGCAUAACGGUAUCGCCCCUCAGUCCGUGCUCGACGACAUCCAGGACGCUGUUAUGAUCACCCCUCGUCGUCGCAACCGCUUGCGUCGUAGCCCUCUCAUUGACCCCGUUCUCGAGGUUGACGAGUCGCGCGAGACUCCGCCCCGCUGGGCCUUGGAUUUCGAUAACUUCAUCAACGGCCUCGAGGACCAGGACGACGAUGAAAGCGCCGAGGAGGACGAGGACGAGGACGAGGACAAGACUGACUCUUUUUCCGAAAUCAACGAGUCAGUCGGUCACUAG